Molecule: messenger RNA, 842 nt
Organism: Cynocephalus volans (Philippine flying lemur)
Lineage: Eukaryota; Metazoa; Chordata; Mammalia; Dermoptera; Cynocephalidae
Product: integrator complex subunit 6-like
Biological process (GO): snRNA 3'-end processing
Cellular component (GO): integrator complex
Source: RefSeq, a predicted model, not a curated record
GGACCUACAGAAGUCAACAAACAAUUUGUUGAAUUUACUAUCAAGGAAGUAGGAAGGAAGUGAUGUCUGCUGAAGCAGAGAAGGUUGCUGUAGGGCCUGAAAACAAAUGGAAAUGUCUCCAGGAACCUGAGCGUUUUUCUCCCUGGCUGUUAACAAAACAAGAAGGAAAAGGAGAACCCUAUCUUGGGGGCUCUGCCAUGUCCAAGGAAAAUAAUGCUGCUGUCAUUCACGAUGUCCAUAAGAAGAAGAUGGAAAGUGGCCAAAAGCCACCUGAUAGUUCCUUCUCAAACUCUGCUCCACCAGAGUUCAUGGACGUGGUAGGAGACAGUGUUCAACCCAACUCAUUGGAUUUUCUGUAUGUUGACUUCAAUAGUUUCAGCAGCGAUGGCCUUAUUUAUAAACCUGAUGGUGAUGCACCUGUAGGAGGAGCCAAAAACUACAGUUUUUCUGAAGGUGACCAAAAAGUCACAGCUAUGUCUUCAAUGGAAACUGUGCCAACUACAUCACAAAUAAGUCCUGCUGUGGCACGAAUGAUUAAUGAUAAUAUAAAAAACCAAUUAAUGAAGGAAGUUCGAAUGUUUGGACGAAAAUUUCAAAGAAUUUUCGAUUUGAUUGAAAAUGUGCAAGGACCUGAAGACGUCAAGAAACAAUUUGUUGAAUUUACCAUCAAGGAAGCAGCAAGGUUUAAAAGAGUUGUCUUAAUUCAGCAACUUGAGAAGAAACUAAAAAAAAUAGAUUGCUACUACCCUUUCAGCAAAGUUAAUCACACAUUAAAAACAGAUAAUUGUGUCAUUGCAAAGACCAAAGAGAAACAAGGCCAAUCUCUUUAUGCUGUAGAAUGA